Molecule: messenger RNA, 2262 nt
Organism: Puccinia triticina
Lineage: Eukaryota; Fungi; Basidiomycota; Pucciniomycetes; Pucciniales; Pucciniaceae
Exons: 10
Coding region: 1-2262 (753 amino acids)
Biological process (GO): double-strand break repair via break-induced replication; DNA replication initiation; DNA replication
Cellular component (GO): MCM complex; nucleus
Molecular function (GO): ATP binding; 3'-5' DNA helicase activity; single-stranded DNA binding
Source: RefSeq, a predicted model, not a curated record
AUGCCGCCAUUUGGAUUUGACAGGGGCUCGGUCAACGUCGUCCCCGUCCUCGGCUCCGUGACUGAUCUCGACACCGCAUCUAGUAGUGGAGCCGCACAUGUCGGAGGAGUUCCGCCCUACAAGAAGAUUCAAAACCUCCGAAAAUUUAUCCUAGAUUUCAGGCUGGGUGAAUGUUUCAUUUACAGAGAUCGGUUGCGUACCAAUUUAUUAGCUAAGGUUUAUGCGCUCGAAGUCGAAAUGCAGCAUCUGAUCGUCUACGAUGAAGAACUGGCCCAUUCGAUCUCGAACAUGCCAGGAGAAGUUCUACCGUUGUUCGAGAUUGCGGUCAGAAAAGUAGCAGAAGCGCUGGUCUCGCCGAUGGCCAAAUCAGGAGAUUUGUAUGACGACGAGGAUCCUGAGAUCGAAUUGGCCGCUCAAGGCAUCCAUGAUCUUCCUGAUUUUCAAGUCACUCUCAGAAGUGAAGCUCGAUUGAUGCAAUUCAGAGAUCUAUUGGCUCCAAACAUUUCCAAACUUGUUCGGAUGCCCGGAAUCGUAAUUUCCGCCUCAACUUUGUCUUCUCGAGCGACGAUGCUACAUUUGGCAUGCAAAUCAUGCCGACACGUACGCCGGAUCGCCGUCCAAGGAGGCUUCACCGGCUUCACCCUACCGCGGGUGUGUACAGCGACGCCGAUCCAGGGGGAAAAGAAAGAAUGUCCUAUGGACCCCUACACUAUCAUCCACGAGAAGUCUCGCUUCGUCGACCAACAGUCUGUCAAGCUCCAAGAAGCACCUGACAUGGUCCCCGUCGGUGAGCUCCCCCGUCAUAUCCUGCUCUCCCUUGACCGAUACCUCACCGGCAAGGUUGUCCCUGGCUCCCGGAUCAUCGCCACUGGGAUCUACUCGACCUUCAACGGAUCGGGGAAGAACCAAGGCGCAAUCGCCCUGAGACAACCCUAUCUGAGGGUCGUCGGGCUCGAGCUCGAUGGAGACGGUCAUGGGACUAAUGGCGGGCACCAUCAGUUUAGUGCGGAGGAAGAGGACGAGUUCAACAGGAUGGCCAAUUCGCCAGGGUUUUACCAGAGAUUUGCCGAGUCGAUCGCCCCUUCGAUCUAUGGUAACGAAGAUAUCAAGAAGGCGGUCGUCUGUCUCUUGAUGGGCGGGUCGAAGAAGAUCCUACCGGACGGGAUGAGAUUGCGAGGGGAUAUCAACGUCUUACUACUCGGAGACCCGGGAACGGCGAAGUCCCAGCUGUUGAAGUUUGUCGAGAAAGUCUCCCCAAUCUCAGUUUACACCUCCGGGAAGGGUUCCUCGGCCGCCGGACUGACGGCCUCGGUUCAACGAGACCCUCAGUCGCGCGAGUUCUAUCUCGAGGGGGGCGCCAUGGUCCUCGCCGAUGGCGGCGUGGUCUGUAUCGACGAGUUUGACAAGAUGAGAGACGAGGACCGGGUGGCAAUCCACGAGGCUAUGGAGCAACAGACCAUUUCCAUCGCCAAGGCCGGCAUCACCACCAUCCUCAACUCCAGAACUAGCGUCCUCGCCGCUGCCAACCCGGUCUUUGGGCGGUAUGACGAUAUGAAAAGCCCCGGAGAAAACAUUGACUUUCAAACAACGAUUCUAUCAAGAUUUGAUAUGAUUUUCAUCGUUAAAGAUGAGCAUGACGAGUUGCGAGACAGGACUAUCGCGCGGCACGUCAUGGAUUUACAUAUGAAUCGGCCUGUAGAAGCACAGCAGACCGGAGAGAUCGAUUUACAGAAGAUGAAACGAUUUAUAACAUACGCCCGAACUCGUUGCUCCCCCCGACUCUCGACUGAGGCGGCUGAGGAACUCAGCUCGCAUUUUGUUUCGUUGAGGAAACAGGUCCAACAAGUCGAGCGAGACAACAACGAGCGGUCUUCGAUCCCGAUCACGAUCAGGCAGUUAGAGGCGAUCAUCCGGAUCUCCGAGUCGAUCGCCAAGCUGAGUCUGUCGCGUCGGGUAGAAGUGUACCAUGUAGAAGAGUCGAUCCGCCUUUUCAAGUAUUCGACAAUGGAUGCCGUCCAGGCGGGAAACAUCGAGGGGAUCACCAAGGGAGAGUUACAGGAGGAGAUCGCCAAGGUCGAGACCGACAUCCGACGGCGGCUGCCCAUCGGUUGGAGUACCUCCUAUAGCUCGCUCCUCAACGAGUUCGUCAACCAGCAAGGAUACAGCGCUCAUGCCUUGGAACGGUGCUUGUAUAUCCUCGAGAGGAGAGAGGUCAUCAGGUUCACCGGCCAGAAACGCACCGUCCAAAGGAUCGGAGCUUAG